AUGGCUAUCUUCACCCGCUAUGAGGCAUUGAGAAAGGAAAUCAAGGCCCUCGUGGCUGAGAACGAAGAGCUGAAACAGCUGGUGCUCCUCCUACGCGAGAACCAGGAGCUCAAGUCCGUCCUUCGCGACCAGUUCAACGAGAGAAACCUGCUGCCGAACUUUGAAUCCACCCGGCUGGACCAGCAAGAACCUUUAUUGAACCAGGCCCUCCUUGACGCUUCCAACUUGGACCAAUCCCAAAGUUCCCCGAGCACCAUCCUGCGGCUGGGCAUUCGACAACGACAUCCAUCUGGCCUCACAGCCCAGCUUACCACACAGUGUCCUCCACCACCCCCUUCUCCACCAGGGGGAGGAGUCAUGGCUUCCACGCCACGGGGGCACAGCCCUCCCCGCUUCCAGGUCUGCUCUCCAAGCCCCAUAGGCUCCACUUCAGAAGCCAACAAGCAAGAGCGUAUUGUGGGCGAGGUGGCCUUCCAGCUGGACCGCCGCAUCCUCUCCAGCAUCUUCCCUGACCGACUCCGCCUCUACGGCUUCACCGUUCGCAACAUCCCUGAGAAAAUCUCACAGGUGAAGCGACACCCCCCCUUGCGGCCUCUGAGCCUGGAGCAGUCCGACACCAUCAUGCAGCGCUACCAGAGCAUCAUGGACUCCCUGAAGCCUCUGGGCUACGACCCCAGUGUCCACCCAGGCCUGACGGAGCGCACGGUGAACACCUUCGGCAUCCUUCGUGAGCGGCCAGAAGCCACCAGCCCCGAGGCAGCCACCUACAGCGACAUCCAGCACUUGGAGGAGGUGGUGAGGAGCGUGGCUCCCCCCGAGAUGGUGGAGGACUGCCUGCUGCUGCUGACCUGCCUCCAGAAGCUCUCGCAGGAGGACGGGAAGCCCCUCUUCAUCUGGUGA
Messenger RNA from Protobothrops mucrosquamatus (brown spotted pit viper), 900 nucleotides. It is a transcript of the gene SPATC1, whose product is annotated as spermatogenesis and centriole associated 1. The record is from RefSeq and is a predicted model, not a curated record. Lineage: Eukaryota; Metazoa; Chordata; Lepidosauria; Squamata; Viperidae. The transcript is spliced from 4 exons. Bases 1 to 900 code for a protein of 299 amino acids.